Molecule: messenger RNA, 1869 nt
Organism: Pediculus humanus corporis (human body louse)
Lineage: Eukaryota; Metazoa; Arthropoda; Insecta; Psocodea; Pediculidae
Exons: 6
Coding region: 1-1869 (622 amino acids)
Source: RefSeq, a predicted model, not a curated record
AUGAUCGGACUUUACGGAUUAUGGGAUAAUGAAAGUUUAUUCGCGGAAACGAUUGACGAAGAGGAAAAAAUACAAAAAAAUUACUGGAGUGACGUCGAUAAAACCGAUAAUUCAUGGACGGAUGACAACAUGUAUAAAUAUCAUAAAGAUAAUAAUUGGAUUCAGGAGGAUAACGAGAGUUCCUUGCAAAAUACAAGACUCUAUCGGAACAGGAAUAGAAAUUAUUGGCAGGGAACACCGGAAAGCGUUUCCUCCGACGACGGAAAUCGUUUAAGAUGGGGAGAUCGCGGAAUCGGUAUCGGUCACUUGUGGGAACCCGUCGUCAAUCGACCCGAUUGUCGCCUUCCUCUCGUAAACGAUCAUUAUCGUCCCGCUCCAAAAUGGGUCGAAAAGGGUUUGAAAAAUUACGACGGCAGUACGAAAGCGGAAGUUUUAAUUAUAAGUCAUCCGGACGACGAAUACAAACCUCAAAAAAAUUAUAUUUUGGGUCAAAAUGCUCCCAUACCCCUCGAUGUCAUGGAAGAACAGGCCAUAGAAUUGGCGGAAAAACGUGCGAGAGAGGAUAAGAAAAGAAGUAAAAGGCACGCGGUCGAAAAUAACGCGGAAAAGAAAAAUAUUUCGGUCAACAGUGACAAGGUUAAAAAAUUAGAAAAAGUGAUGCAACCGACGGAUGCCGUGCUCAACCUCAACGAUGUUAACGACAGCAACGGGGGAAAAGAACAAGAGAAAAUAUUAAAAGAUUCAUCGAGUCAAUUCGAAGACAUUCAACUCGCGAACAGUUUUCAACUACUCAACAUGAACGGACUUCCCGUCGACGGUGGUUUGGCUCUCAUGUUGGAUAACACGACAACGCAAGACAACGGUUUUCUACUUCCUCCGGACGGAGUUCAAUUGGCUUUAUUGAUGUCACCGAGAAACACGAGCACGACGACGAACAGAGUCAUAUCUUUGACACCCUCGGUGUCGGAAUCCGUUCAGACGGAAGAAAAAACUUUGACGCCUAGUAAAUAUCGAAUAAGUCAAAGAUUGAAAUACACGCCGAGUAAUAAAUCGACACAAACGGAUUUCGGACGAUUAUCGAUAUGGCCUGGAUCGGCUGGAAAAAGGAGGAGGUUGAGCAUGAGAUGCGGUGGAAAAACAGGGAACGGAACGAAUUCAAAGGUCAUCAACCUUGAUAGACACAAACAGGGGAGAUAUUUCAUUCCGACUAAAUACAGAUCGAAAGGGCCCAGAAUGAGUUUGGAAGAUAGGCCGAAAUGGGGAAUCAAUCGUCCAGCCAUUGAAUAUAAAAAACAAAGCGAAAAAGAUCCCUAUUAUCAGAAAAGAUUAAAACAAAGGCUUAAAAAUAUCGGACGGGAUGCUACGUCAUCAUCAGAUCAAACGAUUAAAAACGAAGACGUGACGAAAAAUGACGAAAAAGAAUUACAAUCGGUUGCAAGAUUACUCGAAUUACCCAUAGAAAUGAGAAACAACACCGAAGAAGAGGAAGAGGAAGAAGGAAGAAAAACGGAAAUAAUAUUGAGAAACGGUUUUAGAAUGAAUUCGAAUCUUUCGAGUCCCGUUUUCGUACCGAUAGAUAAUAGAAUCAAAUCGACGGAUUUCAAAUUCGAUAAAUCUAAUAAAUACGCCGUGGAAUCAGAAAAAAUUUUUCAAAGAAGGAUCGUUAAACGGGAAAUGAUAACGGACGAAGAAGUGGAGGAAGAAGACACGACGGAAGUAGAAAAUGAAAAAAUAUCCGAUUCCGACACUGGAAAUUUUCUCAACGAUUUACAAUUGGAAGCAAUACAGAAAAUAACGGAUUUGCGCGAGAAGGAUUAUUCAAAUUCCAGGAGCACGACACCAUUUUCCGAGAAAAGCGUAGAAAAAUAA